Molecule: messenger RNA, 1518 nt
Organism: Penicillium diatomitis
Lineage: Eukaryota; Fungi; Ascomycota; Eurotiomycetes; Eurotiales; Aspergillaceae
Product: putative neutral amino acid permease
Exons: 4
Coding region: 1-1518 (505 amino acids)
Biological process (GO): amino acid transmembrane transport
Cellular component (GO): vacuolar membrane
Molecular function (GO): amino acid transmembrane transporter activity
Source: RefSeq, a predicted model, not a curated record
AUGGCUUGGUCUGAAGAUACCGCAGGAAUGGGUCACCACUAUGGAAGUGACGAUCGCUCUCCAGAACUGAGUGACGAGCUGAACCAGAAGAAACUGAAGAGUCUGGAUUUGGAGGGCCAAGGCCCUCGACAGUCCCAUCACCAUGUCACGACACUGGACGAUACCUCGUCCACAAGCGAAAGUGUCGGUCGUCAGAUUGAGCUUGAGUCUGAGAACCAGAUCAAAUAUCGAACUUGCAGUUGGCAAAAGACUGCGGCUCUGCUAUUCUCCGAGUAUAUUUGUUUGGCCAUCAUGUCGUUCCCUUGGUCAUACUCAAUUUUGGGUCUUGUACCUGGAUUAAUCGCGACGGUGGUGAUUGCAGCAAUUGUGCUAUAUACCUCGUUGACUGUCUGGCGGUUCUGUCUCAGACACCCUGAAAUUCGCGACGUGUGUGACUUGGGUCAAUAUCUCUUUUGGGACUCCAAGAUCGCGUGGUGGGCCACGGCCGUCAUGUUCCUCCUGAACAACACUUUCAUUCAAGGUCUGCACUGCGUGGUCGGUGCCGAAUACUUGAACACCAUGUCUGGCGGUGCCGUUUGCACUGUGGUCUUCUCCCUCAUCGUGGCAAUUGUGUCUUUCUUCUUCUCGUUGCCUCGUACGUUCAGUGCGUUGUCUCGGGUGGCUACCUUUUCCGCAUUUUUCACUUUUGUCUCCGUGCUUCUGGCGACCAUCUUUGCCGGCAUCGAGGGACAUCCAGCCAAAUACAAAGCCAGCACCGGGCUGGAAUGGCUGGUGAUCCCCGCCAAGGGCACCUCUUUCAUCCAGGGCAUGAGCGCGUUCCUGAAUAUCAGUUACACAUUCAUCGGACAGAUCACCCUUCCCAGCUUCAUCGCGGAGAUGAAAGAGCCUCGAGACUUCUGGAAGUCCGUAACUGCCGUUACCAUCGCCGAGGUCAUUGUGUUCAGCAUCGUGGGCGCCGUCAUCUAUGUGUACUCCGGUCAGUACACGACUGCUCCCGCCUUUGGUUCCUUGUCGAACGAGGUCUAUAAGAAGGUCGCUUUCUCUUUCAUGAUUCCGACCAUCAUCUUCCUGGGUGUCCUCUACGCUUCGGUGUCCGCGCGUUUUAUCUUCUUCCGCCUGUUUGAUGGCACCCGCCACAAGGGAAACAACACCGUCGUCGGAUGGGCCGCAUGGGCGGCCAUUCUGGCCACCCUCUGGAUCGCAGCCUGGAUCAUCGCCGAGGUGAUUCCCUUCUUCUCGGAUUUGCUCUCGAUCAUGAGUUCCUUGUUCGAUUCGUUCUUCGGAUUCAUUUUCUGGGGCGUCGCUUAUAUUCGAAUGCGGGCCGCCGACCAUGGCCCCGACUUUUACAAAACUCGCGGUAUUCGAGGCUGGAUUGGCUUCAUCUUCAAUGUCUUUUUGAUCGUCGUGGGAUUCUUCUUCCUCGGACCCGGAACUUAUGCCUCUGUCAUGUCUGUUGUCCAAAGUUACCGUGAUGGCACUGUGGGCGGCGUGUUCACAUGCAAGAGCAAUGCGCUGUAA